This is a messenger RNA of Oppiella nova, 312 nucleotides long. Lineage: Eukaryota; Metazoa; Arthropoda; Arachnida; Sarcoptiformes; Oppiidae. The record is from the annotation of a GenBank genome assembly.
AGUGUAUUAGUUUAAUUAAUAUACGGUAAUGGAAAGGGAGUCAGAUAUUUGUACGUUUCAGUGCAAAAAGUGGACAUUGUUUUCAUUUUGUUUGUUGGGUAUUAUUAGUACCUUGAUAAUAGUGAUCUCACUAUCGGCGGUUAUAGGCGCUACCCAAAAUAAUGACAAAACUAUAUCCGACCAAGACUUUAAAAAUGCCAAGAAAGUAACGAUCGCGAUAAUCGCCACCAUAGGCUCCAUAUGUAUAUUAUUUGAAUUACUGGGCCUUUUGGGCGCCUAUAAGGAGCACUACUGUCUAACUAUGACUUACGC